GGCGGCGGUGGCAGCGGUGGUGGCAGCAGCAUGCGAGAGUCACGGUUCAAGGACCACUUCUGGAGUACGGAUCUGACGAGCACAGUUGGCUACGACAGCAUCAUUCAACAUCUGAAUGACAGCAGGAAGAACUGCAAAGAGUUUGAAGACUUUUUGAAGGAAAGGGCAAUUAUAGAAGAAAAAUAUGGCAAAGAGCUCAUUAACUUGUCAAAGAAGAAGCCCUGCGGGCAGACAGAGCUGAACUACACAGUUCAUCCUGGAGCUUUGAUGGUCAGUGAUGUGCUGACUCUGGAUCUGUUAUCUCCACAGAUAGAGCUGAUAAUGGAGGCAAUUCACAAAAACAGGAAUUUGCAGUACAAGAAGACCAUGGAGGCCAAGCGGCUCUACGAGCAGCGCUGCAGGGAUAAGGAUGAGGCGGAACAGGCUGUGCACCGCAACGCAAACCUGGUGACGCAGAAGCAGCAGGAGAAGCUCUUUCUGAAGCUGGCUCAGACGAAAUCAGCUCUGGAGGACUCUGACCGGAGUUACCAGCAGAACGUUACCACACUGGAGAAGAUUCGGGAAGAAUGGCAGAAAGAGCACAUCAAAGCUUGCGAGUUCUUCGAAACUCAGGAGUGCGAGCGGAUCAACUACUUCCGCAAUGCCCUCUGGCUUCACGUCAACCAGCUCUCCCAGGACUGUGUCCAGAAUGACGAGAAAUAUGAGGAAAUCCGCAAGAGUUUAGAAAUGUGCAGUAUUGAGAAGGAUAUUGAUUUUUUUGUAAGUUUACGCAAAACUGGAAGUUUGGCUCCAGCUCCUGUUGUUUAUGAAAACUACUAUAAUACACAGAGAAAUGCAACUCCUGUGAGAAGUCCAGUUCCUGUACCUAUAUCAAGGAGGGGACCUCUACCCACCCCGACCAGUGCACCAGGUGAGCCUGAUUAUGCCACAGUUGAUGGCUACAGCUUGAUACAUCACUAAUAGCCACAGUUCUCCAGGCAGAAGACACUGUCAGACUGGACAGCAUGGCAGAGGUGGUGUUUCCAGUUAUUCCCAGCUGUGCAGAGCUGAAGUGCUUCUCCAUUUUAAAAAAUUAUUUAAAGACUCUGAUAAUUACUUGUACAUUCAGAAAGUGCCUACUAAAAAUCUGUACCUUUGAUCAGCCAACUCCUUCAGUGGAUAUCCCAUCUUCACACUCAGGAAGAAAAGGAAUACAAGCCAUGGACCCAGACACAGGGAUGAUCUGUGUCAGAAGAAGUUUUUGAUUUGAAGUUCUCCUCAAGUGUAGCCAUCUAGAAGAGGCUGGAGCCUCCCACUCCCCAGAUAACUUAAGAAGUCAUACAUGCUGAGCGGAGCGCUGUGUGAAGUUUUGGGCAUGCUGGCUUGUGUUCAGGGCAUAUGUAUUCCACUCAGAUCUCAGAUUACACUUCUCCUCGUUUCUGAAGUCUUUCAUUAAUGAUGAUUACACUUAUAAUUUAGGUUUAAUUUAGCUCGUGUCUCUCAGGGCACUUACUUAGAGGAGCACCAACAGUUAGACCAUGUGUCUGGCUCAGCUGUAGAUGUGCUCCAGGCUUAAGCGCUGCUACUGGAAGCUGACUUGCAUCUUGCCUGGUGCAGCACUCCACAGUGCAGCUACCUAGUGAGAGGCUGUGCCGCCACAAACACACUGAAAAGUGCUGCACCUUGUAACAUUGUUGGGGAUCUGAAGGAUGCCGGUCAGCUUUUCCAACCACCUCUGCAACAAGGGGCUUGCAUUUUUUUUUAGGUUCAUAGUAUAGUUUGUCCCUGAUAGGCUCUGAAAACCCCCAUUUGAUUAACUUCUGGGAAUCCCUAAACUGUGGACUUGUUCUGACUGUGCACCAGUGGAAACAAACAUAGCUGCUAACGCUGGGCUGGAGCCAUGAAACUCGUUUUCUGAACAAGUCUCCUCAAAGUUUCUGCCCUUUAUGUUACCAUGUAUAUGAUACAGCUUUGAUUCAGAAGCUCCCAUGCCUCAGGGCUGCUGGUCUCUCUGAAGUCCCUGUGUGCAGCGUUGCUUAACAGCUCCUCAGUGCCUUAUGACACUGGACACAGGGACACAGGACAUGAAGACAGAGUUUAGCUGUCUAAACCUGGUUCCAGGUGACUAACGUUGGAGCAACAGGAGCUGCUAGUUGUAUGAUGCUCUUCAAGUUGAAUCUGCAUGAUUUCAGUCUAUGCCUAAGCUCCCCAGUCCCUGGGGCUUUUACUGUAUUUCCUUGUGCAGAGAAGAUCACAGUGAGCUUUAACAUCUGUCCUGCUGCAUUAUAAUGAACUAUGCAAAGUGCACAUGUCAAGGAACCAGUUGUCCUGUUUUAUUUCUGAAAGACCAAGCGUACAAAUAUUCUUCUAAAGGAGCCUGCUGUAGUCUUAGUUCUUU
This is a messenger RNA of Athene cunicularia (burrowing owl), 2377 nucleotides long. RefSeq names its product proline-serine-threonine phosphatase interacting protein 2 (gene PSTPIP2). The transcript has 13 exons. The coding region runs from base 31 to 960 and encodes 309 amino acids. Gene Ontology annotation, molecular function: actin filament binding. The record is from RefSeq and is a predicted model, not a curated record. Gene Ontology annotation, cellular component: cytoplasm; actin filament; plasma membrane. Gene Ontology annotation, biological process: actin filament polymerization. Lineage: Eukaryota; Metazoa; Chordata; Aves; Strigiformes; Strigidae.